Messenger RNA from Desarmillaria tabescens, 258 nucleotides. RefSeq lists its product as uncharacterized. The record is from RefSeq and is a predicted model, not a curated record. Lineage: Eukaryota; Fungi; Basidiomycota; Agaricomycetes; Agaricales; Physalacriaceae. The transcript is spliced from 2 exons. The coding region runs from base 1 to 258 and encodes 85 amino acids.
AUGUCGGCUGAACUGCUCGUCCCCUUCCACAUUUCUUAUAUCCAGAAUUUAGGCAAAAGCAAGGAUGAUCUCGCCUACCAUCUUAACGCGCACCUCCGGAUGAACACGAUAUACUGGGGCCUCACUGCUCUCUGCAUCAUGGGCCACCAGGACGCACUUCACAGAGAAGAGAAAAUAGAUUAUGUCUUUAGCUGCUGGGAUGAAGAGGCAGGCUCAACUGCUCUCUGCUCUCGCAUCGCGCUCUGUCUCCGCGCGUGA